UCGACCUGUGGAGUCGUCCUAUGGAGUCGACCUGUGCCAACAAACAGCGCAUGGUAGUCAACGACUACCUCCAGAAUGUGGAGUGUUGUUUCCCGUAUGCUGGAGGGGAAUUGAGACAUCGCAUCUCGUUCCUAGUGAGUGACGAGCUCCCAAUGGAUAUGCUUCUAGGAAUGUACUAUCUCUUUGUGGCUCAGCCCCAGUUUGACAGGGACCGAAAAGUGGUCAAGCACACUUUGCCAGGUGGAGGGACCUCCAGAUUACACAAGUUCAAAGCUAAUAGUCUGAUCAAGUCCUAUGGAUGCAUGUGUGCGGCCGCAUUCUAUAAUUAUAAGCAAAAUCAGGAGGAGGGUAUGUACCUAGUUUAUGUCUCUGCUGGCGAGCCGGUGAAAAUGCCGCCGAAGAUAGAGGGAGUAGUUGCCAAGUACCCUGAUCUAUUUGAAGAGACGACAGGGGUUGUAGAGAGGGAGGUCGUCCACGCGAUAGAGAUUAUCCCAGGGUCUAGCAUCCCGAAGGGUAGGAUCUAUCGGAUGUCUCCAGGCGAGCUUGAUGAGCUUCGCCGACAACUCAAGGAACUCGUAGAGAAGGGUUGGAUCCGGCCGAGUGUCUCUCCUUAUGGAUCUCCAGUACUAUUCGUACCUAAGAAGGAGGGUACACUUACGAUGUGCAUUGAUUAUAGGGGCCUCAAUGCCAUCACUGUUAAGAACAGAGAGCGGCUACCGCGCAUCGAUGACCUGCUAGAUAGAGUGCAAGGGUGUCGGUACUUCAGUAAGAUAGAUCUGAAGUCUGGGUACCAUCAGAUUGCAAUUCGGCCUGAGGAUCAACACAAAACCGCCUUUCAGACCAGGUACGGUCUGUACGAGUUUGUGGUGAUGCCUUUCGGCCUUUGCAAUGCUCCUGGCAGCUUUCAGCACGCUAUGAAUCGGAUAUUCCAUGACUACGUGGAUAAGUUUGUCAUCGUGUACCUCGAUGACAUACUUAUUUUUAGUAAGACUGUUGAGGAGCACGUUGCACAUUUGGACAAAGUCCUCAGUCUCCUACGACAGCACAAGUUCAAGAUCAACGGUGAGAAAUGCGAGUUUGGCCGCACCCGUGUUUUGUACUUGGGUUAUGAGAUAUCCGCGGAAGGGUUAAAGCCCGAUGACGCGAAGGUGGCCAGCAUUCGUGAUUGGCCACGUCCUCAGUCUGUGACUGAGAUGAGAUCUUUCUUAGGAAUGACAGGCUACAAUAGGACUUUCGUUAAGAACUACAGUAUAGUGGCUGCUCCUUUGUCUGAUCUGACCCGCCUUGACACCCCACGGGAGUGGACAAAUGAGUGCGAGGCUGCUUUCAGACAUCUGAAGCAUGCGUUGACGCACUACGAGGUCUUGAAACUUCCUGAUCCUGAUAAGUCGUUUAUAGUCACUACGGAUGCUAGCCAAUAUGGCAUAAGCGCAGUACUUCCUGAUCCUGAUAAGUCGUUUAUAGUCACUACGGAUGCUAGCCAAUAUGGCAUAAGCGCAGUACUUGCGCAACAGGAGGGGAAAAAGUUAAGGCCACUAGAGUACAUGUCCAAAAAGAUGCCCUCUCAGAAGUUGGCUAAGUCCACCUAUGAGAAGGAACUCUAUGCGGUGUACAAGGCUUUGACCCAUUGGAGACACUAUCUCCUUGGGAGGUUCUUCAUCCUCAGGACUGAUCAUCAAACCCUGAGAUGGAUGAGAACUCAGUCGGUACUCUCUAACGCUCUCAAGCGUUGGAUCGAAGUCAUAGAGCAGUAUGACUUCGAGCCUCAAUAUAUCAAGGGCGAGUACAACAAGGUUGCUGAUGCCUUGUCGCGUAGGCCUGAUUUCUCAGGUGCGCUGAUUACUGAGUUUGGGCUUGAGGACAACGUUACUCAGUCUUUGGUGGAAGCCUAUCGCGAGGAUCCGUUCAUGUCUGAGAUCAUCCGCAGACUUGAGGCGAAGGACAAAGUGACUUCUGCCGAGCUUGAGUUGGUCAACGGCUUGCUGUUCCUUGAGAAGGCUGGGAAUAAACGUUUGUGUGUCCCGAAUAGCGAGUCUUUGCGUAGUUUGUUUUUAGGUGAGUGUCAUGAUGCCACCGGCCAUUUUGGGUACAAGAAGACCGCAGCUAAUCUGCGGCAACGGUUCUGGUGGCCCACAAUGAUGAAAGAUGCCCAGUUGUACGUGGAGACUUGUCAGGUUUGUCAGAGAGACAAGCCACGUACUCAGGCUCCUCUUGGGCUCCUGAAGCCCCUUCCGAUUCCGGAAAGGCCUGGUGAAAGUUUGUCCAUGGACUUCAUGGAUACACUGGUCACCAGCAAGAGUGGGAUGAGGCACAUUUUCGUUAUUGUGGAUAGAUUUAGUAAUUAUGCUAGGGUAGUAGCAAUGCCGGAAACAACAAGGAUGGAGUACGUGAUUAGAAUGUUUAAAGAGAACUGGGUCAGGGAUUUUGGUUUACCGAAAUCCAUUAUCAGUGACAGGAAUGUCUGAUUUACCAGCGAACUGUGGAAGACCGCUGCUGCUGAGCAGGGAACCCAGUUGCAAAUGACUUCUGGGAAUCACCCAGAGGCCAACGGCCAAGCCAAGCAACUGAAACGCGCUGUAGAACAUCUGUUGAGCCAUUACAUCAAGCCUAACCAGGUGGACUGGGAUGAGAAGCUUGCUCUCAUCGCCAGUCUGUACAACAAUGCGGUACACAGCGCCACUGGGGUGAGCCCGAACAAUUUGCUAUUGACUUUCAAGCCUAGACUACCCUUAGAUUUUCUCCUUCCUGAGAAUCAGUCAACUGCUGCACCAGGUACUUUAGAAUUUGCUUACCGUUAUGAACAGAAGAUGUAGAAGGCUGUAGAACAAACGCAAAAGGCACAG
This is a messenger RNA of Chara braunii, 2843 nucleotides long. NCBI's taxonomy places the organism in Eukaryota, Viridiplantae, Streptophyta, Charophyceae, Charales, Characeae. The record is from the annotation of a GenBank genome assembly.